GUGACUCGUGACGCCCAUCGCUAGUACAUAGCUGCGUUGAUUUCGGAAGGUGGUUCAUUCCAUACAGGAUCCGGACGUCUCCUUGGUCUAAACACCAUCCUGAAAAAGACUAUCGACUGUUAAAGUAGGUUAUUAUCCAGAGCUACAACCCACCAUAUCCGCUGGAAUGUCUUCACCGUGGGAUGAUUUGAGCCUCCUUCUGGACUCCCCAGACUCAAUGUCCAACCAUAGUCGAGGAACCAUUAAGGAUAAAAUGGGUUUUAAUCCACAUGAAGAUGCUGCUGCUCUGAGGAAGGCCAUCGAGGGAUUCGGCACCAAUGAGAAGGUUCUGAUCGAUAUUCUGACUCAGAGAAGCAGCGCUCAGCGGCAGCAGAUCUGUAAAGUGUACAAGGAUGUAACUGGAAAGGGUCUUGUGGAUGAUCUGAAGGGAGACACUGACGGAAACUUUGAGAGGAUCCUGGUGGCUCUCGUCACUCCGCCGGCUCAGUUCGACAUGCAGGAAAUUAAAAACGCAAUGCAAGGAGCUGGAACCACAGAGAGCACGCUGAUUGAGAUCUUGGCCUCCAGAUCUAACCAACAGAUCAAAGCUCUGUCUGACGCGUACCAACAAGCGACGGGGAAAGCGCUGACUUCCGACCUGAAGUGUGAGGUGGGAGGAGACUUCUGUAAAACUCUGAUCACUCUAGCUGAGGGCAAAAGAGACGAGAGCAAAAAUGUGGAUGCUGCUAAAGCCAAAGCUGAUGCGAAGGCCCUGUAUGAGGCUGGAGAGAAAAAAUGGGGGACUGAUGAGGGCAAGUUCAUCGAGAUCCUCUGUCACAGGAGCAUUCCUCAGCUCAGACAAACCCUGGUGGAAUAUAAGAACCUGAGCGGGAAAACCCUGCAGCAGAGCAUCGAGAGCGAGAUGUCUGGAGAUUUGGAGAACGUUUUAGUAGCUGUUGUGAAAUGUGUGAAGAGCGUCCCAGCUUACAUGGCAGAACUUCUCCAUAAGAGUAUGAAGGGUGCGGGCACUAACGAUGCCAUGCUGACUCGGAUCAUGGUGAGUCGCUCUGAGAUCGAUCUGAUGGACAUCAAGGCAGAGUAUAAAAAACUGUACGGCCGCUCGUUAUACUCCGACAUCAAGUCGGACACGUCAGGAGAUUAUGAGAAAACGCUGCUGGGGAUCUGUGGAGCGGACGAUAAGGCCUGAGCUACACGUCCACCUCAUCACCCUGAACAACACACAGGAGCAGAGAGGAAGAGACAAAAGCAGAACAUCAUCAUUUUAAAAAAAAAUCAUUCACAUUUUCUUUUUUACUUAAUAAAUCAAUCGCUUAAUAUUUACAGAUAUUACAGAAACUAUAUGACGUCUAACAUGUGGAUAAGUGAGGCAUUUUAAUUACAUACAUUUUUCUAGUGUGAAUCGAUGCUGUGUGUGUGUGUGUGUGUGUGUGUGUUUAAUCCUUGAGUGAUAUAUAUGAGAAAAGAUUCUGAAAAAUAAAACUCACUGUAAUUAAUAAUUUGCCCUGAUCGUGUUACCGCAGACGACUCAAACAAAUAAAAAUGUAGAAAAUCACAAUAACAUCAAACUAAUGAACCGCUUCCAAAUCCUUUCGAUCAGAAUCUGUUUAUUUACUCGAUAUCUUUGGUGUUGGACAGAAUAAACAGAUUCCAAAUAAAUAUCUUAUAACAUUCA
Tachysurus fulvidraco (yellow catfish) is the source of this 1672-nucleotide messenger RNA. RefSeq names its product annexin A3b (gene anxa3b). The record is from RefSeq and is a predicted model, not a curated record. The transcript is spliced from 14 exons. Gene Ontology annotation, cellular component: cytoplasm. Gene Ontology annotation, molecular function: phospholipase inhibitor activity; calcium-dependent phospholipid binding; calcium ion binding. Lineage: Eukaryota; Metazoa; Chordata; Actinopteri; Siluriformes; Bagridae. The coding region runs from base 167 to 1186 and encodes 339 amino acids.